UCGCAGCUUAAUUUUGCGUUUAACGAAAAUUAUUUUAUUUUUAUUUUUGUUAUAAUUGAAAAUUUAAUUAUAAUAAUAGAUGUAAAAUAUUAAAAAAAAAAAAGAUAUUUAUUAUGAGUUUAUAAUUUCUAAUGAUAUAAAAUAAUAUAAAAUAAAAAUAUUAUAUUUUAUUACAGGAAAUUAUUAUCGUGCUUUGAAAAUUAUCCUUAAAAUAAUAUCAUAUAAAAUAACGUCAUAUACAAUAAAAAAUAAUUAAUGAGACUAAUAAAGAUAAGUUCUCUAAUUAAAUCUAUAUAAAAUUUUUAUGCGGGAAUAUUUAAAUUUUAAAAAUAUUUAUAUUGUUUAUAGUGUUUUUAUUUGAAAUAAUUAUAUAAUAAUCAUAUUUUUCAUAAAAUUUCGUUAUUAUUUAUAUGUUUUAAUUGUGAUUCACAAUGAAAAAUUCUUUUGUGAUAUAAAUAUUUUAUAAAAUUGUAUCGAUUCGAUUAGAAAGCUAAUCUGUCAUUUUGUACGGCAAAAAAUUUUUAUAAGCAAAAAAUUAUGAAUAUUUGUCUUUAAAAUUAACUGAUAUAUUAAUAUUUUUGAAUAAUUUAUACUACAUAAUUGAAAUGAAAAAUGAAAAAUGAAAAUAUAUAGCAAAAAAGAAUAAUUAUAUUUAUGUAAUAAAUAGAAAAGAUUGCGCAAUAACAUAUAUUCAUUCAAUCAAUUUCCAAUAGUGUUCUAAUUAAAUUUCUUUUAAAUUGUAUUUUAUGAAAAAUAGUUGAUUAUUUGGUUUACGGUGUUAAUUAUAUAUACAGAUGAAUCCUCUUAUAAAUCGUACAAUUUUUUUUUGUGGACGACAUUCAUUUGGUUAUUUUAUAAGACAAUUUCGAAUAUCAUCUCAAAACAUGGUUAUCGUAGGUGAAAAAAUACCCACAAUUGAUCUUUUUGAAGAUUCUCCAACAAAUAAAGUCAAUCUUGCUAAAAUUUCAAAUGGAAAAAAAGUCAUAGUUUUUGGAGUACCAGGAGCUUUUACACCAGGAUGUUCAAAGACACAUCUUCCUGGUUAUAUACAAAAAGCUUCAGAUUUAAAAUCUAAAGGAAUUUCAGAAAUUUUUUGUAUUUCUGUAAAUGACCCAUUUGUAAUGGCAGCAUGGGGUAAAACACAAGGAGCAGAAGGCAAGGUACGUAUGUUGGCAGAUCCUGCAGCUCAAUUUACAGAUGCAUUAGAAUUAUCUAUAGAUCUACCAGUUCUGGGUGGAAAAAGAAGUAAACGAUACUCAAUGGUUCUUGAUGAUGGAAUAAUUACAGAGUUAAAUAUUGAACCUGAUAAUACAGGUCUUUCUUGUUCUUUGGUAGAAAAUAUUAAAUUAUAAAAUGCAUAUUAUUGAAUAUUAUGUAACAAACCUAUUAAAAAAUUGUAAAUUGACUUUAGUCUUUAAUAUUUACUCUUUAUGUUUAUUUAAAAAAAAAUUGUAGCAUUAUUUAUAUAAUAAAAUAUUAUAUCUCAAAAAUUUUA
Apis cerana (Asiatic honeybee) is the source of this 1495-nucleotide messenger RNA. RefSeq names its product Peroxiredoxin 5 (gene Prx5). Lineage: Eukaryota; Metazoa; Arthropoda; Insecta; Hymenoptera; Apidae. The record is from RefSeq and is a predicted model, not a curated record. Gene Ontology annotation, cellular component: cytoplasm; mitochondrion; peroxisome. Gene Ontology annotation, biological process: hydrogen peroxide catabolic process; cellular response to oxidative stress; cell redox homeostasis. Gene Ontology annotation, molecular function: thioredoxin peroxidase activity.